CAGCUCCUGAAGCCCCGGACUUCUCCCCUCCCCCGGCCCCUACUCGCCUUGCAGGAUCAGUUGCCCCCCUAAGACAGAUACACGCGUGCAUAAGGGUCCCCCUCCCCCUUCCUUGGUUGUGCAGAAACCUUUUUUUUUUUUUUUUAAAGUUGGGCUCUUUUUUUUGACUUUUUUUUUUUCCCCCUUUCCUUCUGUGCGUAAAAUGGAGGGAGCCAGCCCGAGGAUGGCUCUGCAGCCGCGGACGCCCGGCUCCGCAGCUCCCAGCCUUUAAGCGAAGCGAAGGGGGGCGGCCGGGGGGGGGAGCCCUGCGCCCGCUCGGCUCCGCUCGUCCCCCCCUCACCCGGUCCGCGCGGGGCCGCGCAGGGUGCGCGCCGCCGGGGGCCGGGUGGGAGCGCGGGGAGCCCCGCGGCGGCACCACCUGGGCUGGUGGGACGGAUCGUCGCCCGCGGCGCUUUCGCUGCCGCUUGUGAAGAUUUUUUUAUUUGCUUCCGCGCAAUCACGCCCACGGGCGCUGUGUGCGUGUGUUGGGUUGGCUUUUUUUUUUGUUUGUUUGGCUUUUUUUUUUCCUCCUUCUUCUGGUGGUGGAAAGCCCUAAUUACUGCGAUUGCUGAUGGACCUUGGAAAGAAGGCUGCACUGGUGCCCCGCUCCGCAGUCGGACACGCUCAGCCUGCGCCGGACAGCGCGGCCGCUCCGCCGCCCCCCGCCAGCUCCGCGGCCCCCGCGCUCCCCCGGCAGCCGCCGCCGCCGCCGUCCGCUGCCUGGGAGGGAGGAUACCGCCCGGCUCCUGCGAGCCAGGAUUUUACUUUCGCCUCGCCCUUUCCCCCCCUGCUCUGCUUGGAUUACUUGGCUGCUCUCGCUCGGUGAUCCCGCGGCGAUGGAGAAAUCCACUGCAGUAUUAAUCCAAGGAGGUGCUUUGGGGACAGUUGGCAGUACAAUGGCUUCUCAGUACCUCAUAGUGGCUCUGGCCAUCUUCUCCUCUUUUACCCAGGUUGUAAUAGAAGCCAGCUCUUGGUGGUCUUUAGGGAUGAACCCUAUGAACCCCAUGAACCCUGUUCAGAUGUCAGAGGUAUACAUAAUAGGAGCCCAGCCACUAUGUAGCCAGCUAGCAGGGCUUUCCCAAGGACAGAAGAAACUCUGCCAGUUGUAUCAGGACCAUAUGCAGUUCAUUGGAGAGGGUGCAAAGACCGGCAUUAAGGAAUGCCAGUAUCAGUUCAGACAUAGAAGAUGGAAUUGCAGCACUGUGGACAACAACUCUGUUUUUGGCAGAGUCAUGCAGAUAGGCAGCCGGGAGACGGCGUUCACCUAUGCGGUGAGCGCGGCUGGAGUGGUCAACGCCAUGAGCCGCGCCUGCAGGGAGGGCGAGCUUUCCUCCUGCGGCUGCAGCCGGGCUGCGCGGCCCAAGGACCUGCCCCGGGACUGGCUGUGGGGUGGCUGCGGGGACAACAUUGAGUAUGGAUACCGCUUCGCCAAGGAGUUCGUUGACGCCCGGGAGCGGGAGAGAGUUUACCAGAGAGGUUCCUACGAGAGUGCCCGGAUCAUGAUGAACCUGCACAACAACGAGGCCGGGAGGAGAACUGUGUACAACCUGGCUGAUGUGGCCUGUAAAUGCCACGGUGUCUCUGGCUCCUGUAGCCUGAAGACCUGUUGGCUGCAGCUUGCCGAUUUCCGCAAGGUAGGCGAUGCCCUGAAGGAGAAAUACGAUAGUGCUGCUGCCAUGAAACUCAACAGCCGGGGCAAGCUAGUGCAGGUGAACAGCCGCUUCAACGCACCCACUAUCCACGACCUUGUCUACAUCGAUCCCAGCCCCGACUACUGUGUGCGCAAUGAGAGCACUGGCUCCCUGGGUACCCAGGGCCGCCUUUGCAAUAAAACCUCGGAGGGCAUGGAUGGCUGUGAACUCAUGUGCUGCGGCCGGGGGUAUGACCAGUUCAAGACGGUACAGCGAGAGCGCUGCCACUGCAAGUUCCACUGGUGCUGCUAUGUUAAAUGCAAGUUGUGCACAGAGAUUGUGGACCAGUUUGUGUGCAAAUAGGAGAUGGACGAGGUGGGAGGAACUGUGGCCACCUGCCCGCAAGGGGUGCAGACCCCUCUCCCUUUCCACAGGACUAUCUCCGCUUUAUUUAUAGAGUCCAACGAGUUGUUGUCUUCUUUUAAGGAAAAGAAAAAAAAAAGAAAAAAAAAGGGCAGGGGAAAGGAAAAAUUAAAAAAAAAAAAAGAAAAAAAAAAAAGAAAAA
This is a messenger RNA of Cygnus atratus (black swan), 2235 nucleotides long. It is a transcript of the gene WNT5A, whose product is annotated as Wnt family member 5A. Lineage: Eukaryota; Metazoa; Chordata; Aves; Anseriformes; Anatidae. The coding region runs from base 876 to 2033 and encodes 385 amino acids. Gene Ontology annotation, cellular component: extracellular region. Gene Ontology annotation, molecular function: frizzled binding; cytokine activity. Gene Ontology annotation, biological process: cell fate commitment; neuron differentiation; multicellular organism development. The record is from RefSeq and is a predicted model, not a curated record. The transcript is spliced from 5 exons.